AAACUGCAGUGUAUGAGAAAAGGUUGCUACAUACCUUAGUUAUGCAGAAAUUAAGUUGUUAUAUCUAUUGACGUCGUGUCCUUGAGGAAAUGGACUUGAAUCAAGAUCUUCAACGACUUAAAGUUGUAAUUAAAGAGUGGGAGAAGUCAUUCAACAUUGAAAAGGCCAGAAAACCUACAGCUGCUGACAUAAAGGGUGCGCCAGCAAAUAUAUCGGAGGCCUAUUCACAGUACUGGAAGCUCAAAAAAAGUCUCUCAGAGCUGAGCCCAUCGGUAGCCUCAGAUGAUGGGGUAUGGGACGUCUCGUUGAACAAAAAGCCUGCCGCAAACCAAAGCAAAGCACGUUCAAGCUCUUCAAGUGUUUACGCAAGCAAAAUUCGUGAAAAGCUGCUGGCAUCGUUUAAAUGUGAAGACCCACCCAAACUAGGAUACAAAUUUGAUGGAUAUCGAUCAAAAAGUGUGCAAGCCGAACCUGUGUUUCCGAGAUUGGAUGAGCUCACGGAAAACUCGAGCUCAGCAGUACUUACCAAAACUGACUGCAAACGUGUGCAAGCUAAGGAAUGCAUUCCAAAUGAAGAGCUUGCAGCUGCAAAGGAAGACAAAAUAUCCGUUUCUCCAUGCAAAAUGCCAUCAACGUCACGUAUGCUGUACUAUACGCAUAGCCUUGAUGAGUCGUGGCUUUCAAGAAAUAGUAUCACUGAUGACGAUGAGGUGUUCUUCACUCCCCCACCAUCAUCGUCACAACUUCCUUUAACAUGUAGGCCAAGCAUAUGCAGUGGCAAGAUGUGUGAAAAGGGAUACAUAAAAACCAAGGUCAGCAAGUCUUGCCCAAUCAGCUAUUCAUCCGUUGAAUCAAUAGGUGAUGUUUUUCUCACACCCACACCUCCUCAAACUCCUACUGUACAGCAGCCACAGGUGCCUCACCAUCCCACAUCGCUUUCAAAGGUUACAUCUGCGAAAGACAAUUCUAGUACAGUGUUAAGUAAAGUAGAAGAAAAUGCACAAAAUGAAAGUGGUACUACUUGUCACAUACUGAAAACACGGCGCCAUCUGUCUUGCUCAAAUAAAGAAACUGAAGUAAAUAAACUUCACAGGAGCAACAAAUGCCUGUUGUCACAGGCUGCACAUGAUUUGAAAGAGGAGCCUCUCGAAAAAGCAUGCAAAAGUUCUGAGACUGAAGUGACGGCAAAAGAAGGCUGUGAAAAGCCAAAGAGGAAACGGCAAGUAAGAGCAGACACUACAAGCACAAACAACCUUCCUGGAAAGAGACAAGAGACAGUGAAAAGACGAAAGACUUUGAAAGGUUCUGGUUGUGAUGAGCACUCAGAAGUAAACAAAGAGGAACUGUCUGGGAAAAAACAAGCGAUGGUGAAAAGGGGACGAAAGACAUUGAAAGAUUCUGCAUGUGAUGAACACUUUGAAGUCAAGGAAGAGUUAAACAAGCCAUUAGUAACAGAUCCAGAUGACAUACUAUUGGAGAGUUCUGUGAUACAACCGAGGAAAAGUGGAAACAUUAGCAUGAAAAGGCAGAAAUGUAGCAAAAGCCUUAGUGACAACUUUGUGCGAAUCAACCUCAAGAGAAAAAAAUUUUCACGUGGUCAUCACAAAGUGAAUGUCCGGCAGCUGAAAUACAAAGAGUGGAAAAAGAAACGCACUUUCUCAGAGGGAACCUCUAGCAAAAGUGCCACAUCAAAAUGCUUUAAAUGUGGUGAACUUGGCCAUUGGGCACGUUCCUGUUCUACAAACACAAGUAAGCUUGAAAUCCCUGCAGAGCCAGAAGUGGUCCAUUUGCCUACAUUAGAGGAAGCUGCUGAAAUGGCACGUGGUAUCAAGAGCAGCAACGUCUCGGAAACCUUGACAAAGGUCUUUUCUCCAAAAGAUAUUUCUCAACGUUGUGAUGAAGUAGAAACUAUCAUGAAUGGGGGGGACAGUGAAGUUCGUGACCAUGCUGCAGACAUAAAAGGCAACGAAAGGAUAAAUGUCCAGCCACUUCUAAAAGCUGACCUUGAUGGAAAACUUCCAGACACACCAGAAUUUGUUUUUGAAGCUCUGCGUAAGAUGGGCUUUUCAGAGUUCAGGCCUGGGCAAGAAGCAACAAUUAAAAGAAUUUUAUGCGGUUUGUCAACACUGUUGGUGUCUUCAACUGGCUCUGGAAAGUCAUUGUGCUACCAACUUCCAGCAUACCUCUAUGCACAGAAAUCAAAGUGCAUAACAUUGGUGGUGUCACCGUUAAUUUCUCUUAUGGAAGAUCAAGUGGCAAGGUUGGCUCCAUGUUUAAAGGCAUCAUUCCUGCACAGCGCUAUGCCCCCGGCCCAGAAGGAGCAAGUGUUGACACAAGUUCGAGAAGGACGUAUUCACUUCUUGCUUGUCUCUCCUGAAAGCCUCGUGGAAGGAAGUAGCAUUGUGCACCAGCUGCCUCCAGUAGCUUUUGCUUGCAUUGAUGAGGCCCAUUGUCUUUCUGAGUGGUCGCACAACUUCCGACCUUCAUAUUUGCAACUUUACAAGGUCCUGACUAUGCAGCUGAAGGUCCACUGUAUCCUUGCACUGACAGCAACUGCCACAAGGAGCACAUGUCUAAGUAUAGCAGAACACUUGCAGAUUGACAGCAUGUCUGCUGGUGUUAUUGGGACACCAUCUGUGCCGGAGAAUCUAAUUUUGUCAGUUUCAGAAGACAAAUACCGUGACGAGGCUCUUAUAGAGCUUCUAAAGGGAAGCAGGAUUGGCAGCUGUGAAAGCAUCAUAGUUUACUGCACACGAAGGGAGGAGACAGAACGGCUAGCUUCAUUAAUUCGCACCAGCCUGCAGCAUGUUGAAAAGCAAACUGACAGAGAAAACAGCUCAAAAGCCGCCAAAGGUAGACGGUCCUACCUGGCCUGGGAUGCAGAGGCAUAUCAUGCCGGAAUGACACCAUUCAGGCGGCGCUCAGUACAGAAAAAGUUUAUGACUGGUAAGCUCCGUGUGGUUGUAGCAACUGUCGCUUUCGGUAUGGGGAUUGACAAGGCUGACAUCAGAGCAAUCAUUCAUUAUAACAUGCCAAAGAGCUUUGAGAACUAUGUCCAGGAAGCAGGACGGGCUGGACGGGAUGGUCUCACGUCACACUGUCACCUAUUUUUGGAGCCUGAGAAAAAAGAUCAAAAUGAGUUGAAGCGCCACAUAUAUGCAAACUCAGUGGAUCGGCACGUCAUUCGAAAACUCCUUAAGAAAGUGUUUGCACCUCUCGCGAAAAGGAGAAAAACUGAGGGUAAUACUGCUCCCGUGCUGGAUCAAAAUUCCAUGUACGAGAUUGCUAUUCCAAUUGAUGCAGCUGUGGAGGAGCUGGACUUGAAAGAGGAGAAUAUCCUCACACUGUUGUGCUUUCUGGAGUUCCAUCCUCGUAAAGUUGUGCGAGUGCUGAACAAAGUGUAUGCAACGUGCACAAUCAAGUGCUAUGGCGGCCCACAGCAACUGAGAUCAGUUGCAUCAAAGAAUGCAGCAGUGGCAGCUGCAGUGGCACUGCAAGAGAAGCGUGAACAAGAGCCUGUUAACACGUUGUCAUUCCCUGUUGUGGAUGUGGCUGCACGUAUGGGCUGGGAUUCCAAGCUGGUCAAGAGAGAUUUGAAGACACUAGAGUAUGACAACACUAUGCUUCAUGCAACGGGACACUCGCGCAAAUCAGGUGUCAUUGUGGAGUUUUCUGACCUUGCCUUCCACCUGAACGUUUCGGCCACUCUCACUGAAGAGGACUGUGAUCAUCUGUUGGAUUACCUCUAUGAAAGAGUACGAAAGCAAGAGAAGAUGGACAUUGCCCGUCUAAAAAAAGUGCAAGAAGCCUUUCAGAGUGCAUCUUGUGAAGAAUGUGCUGAAUGUGCAGAAACAGCAAGCAUUGAAAAAAGCAAUUCACUUAAGAAAUUGAUUCAAGAUUACUUUGAUGAAAGGUUGGACCUGGAAAAUGAUGAUGAAGAGCCUCCACAGACUGAGCAGUGCCUAAACCACCUUCGACAAGAAAUUCGAAACCUUGUGAUGCAACACAGGGACCACUCGUUCAACGGUCGAGCGGUGGCACGUAUAUUUCAUGGCAUUGGGAGCCCAUGUUUUCCAGCACAAGUGUGGGGAAGAGUGCGUCGAUUUUGGAGAGCCUUCCUGGACGUUGACUUCAACACAAUAGUAAACAUUGCAAACAAAGAGCUUCUGUCACUGCGUUGAACUGUGCAGUGAAACUCCUGCAGCCUUUUUAAUGCUGCAGUUCACA
This is a messenger RNA of Rhipicephalus sanguineus (brown dog tick), 4227 nucleotides long. It is a transcript of the gene RecQ4, whose product is annotated as ATP-dependent DNA helicase Q4. NCBI's taxonomy places the organism in Eukaryota, Metazoa, Arthropoda, Arachnida, Ixodida, Ixodidae. Gene Ontology annotation, molecular function: ATP binding; 3'-5' DNA helicase activity; zinc ion binding. The record is from RefSeq and is a predicted model, not a curated record. Gene Ontology annotation, cellular component: cytoplasm; chromosome; nucleus. Bases 90 to 4181 code for a protein of 1363 amino acids. The transcript has 22 exons. Gene Ontology annotation, biological process: DNA replication; double-strand break repair via homologous recombination.